This is a messenger RNA of Erigeron canadensis, 2118 nucleotides long. RefSeq names its product pyruvate kinase isozyme A, chloroplastic. Gene Ontology annotation, molecular function: magnesium ion binding; potassium ion binding; pyruvate kinase activity. The record is from RefSeq and is a predicted model, not a curated record. NCBI's taxonomy places the organism in Eukaryota, Viridiplantae, Streptophyta, Magnoliopsida, Asterales, Asteraceae. Gene Ontology annotation, biological process: glycolytic process. The coding region runs from base 156 to 1898 and encodes 580 amino acids. Gene Ontology annotation, cellular component: chloroplast stroma; cytoplasm. The transcript is spliced from 6 exons.
CUUCCUACUUUUGUCAAUCUAGGACGACACUACCUAAGGCCCCCCCUAGUUCUCUCCGCCACCCUCUCUUUCCUUUUCUGUACUCUUUCUUAUAUCAUCAUCAUCAUCUACACAAUCAAAUUUCCCAUUUCUCAUUUCUCACACACACAAAAAAAAUGGCAUCACAAUCUUUAAGUUUCUUAACUUCAACUUCCAUUUCACAAGACUUUACACACUUUCACACAAAACCCAUCUUCCAAACACUCAAACCCUUAAUACCCAUUUCCAAAUUCUCAAAAAGAUCAUUACUUGUCGUGUCUGCAGACAACGCUUUAACCGCACAGUAUAUUGGUGGGGAUAAUGGGUCUAAUCCAGUUAGUGUUAAAGACAGUAUAAUUAGUAGUAAUGAUUCUGGGGCUAUUGAGGUUGAUGCCGUGACAGAAGCUGAAUUGAAAGAAAAUGGGUUUAGAAGUACAAGAAGGACGAAACUCGUGUGCACGAUCGGGCCGGCGACGUGUGGGUUUGAACAAUUGGAAGGGUUGGCAGUUGGCGGGAUGAAUGUGGCUAGGAUUAAUAUGUGUCAUGGAACACGUGAGUGGCACAAGAGUGUGAUUGAGAAAGUUAGGAGGUUGAAUGAGGAAAAAGGGUAUGCAGUUGCCAUUAUGAUGGAUACUGAAGGUAGUGAGAUUCAUAUGGGUGAUCUUGGUGGUGCCCCUUCUGCUAAAGCUGAGGAUGGAGAAGUAUGGACUUUCAGUGUUCGAGCUUAUGAUUCCCUUCGGCCAGAUCGUGCUAUUACCGUGAACUAUGAUGGCUUUGCAGAAGAUGUGAAAGUGGGAGAUGAACUUCUUGUUGAUGGUGGAAUGGUGAGGUUUGAGGUGAUUGAAAAGAUCGGUCCAGAUGUCAAGUGCUUGUGUACUGAUCCUGGACUUUUGCUACCUCGGGCUAACUUGACCUUUUGGCGAGAUGGAAGCUUAGUUCGUGAACGUAAUGCCAUGCUUCCAACAAUCUCUUCAAAGGAUUGGUUGGAUAUCGAUUUUGGGAUAGCAGAAGGUGUUGAUUUUAUUGCCGUAUCAUUUGUGAAGUCAGCAGAAGUGAUUAAUCAUCUUAAAAGUUACAUCAAAGCACGUUCUCGUGAUGGGGACAUAGCAGUACUUGCAAAGAUCGAGAGCAUUGACUCGUUGAAAAACUUGGAGGAAAUAAUCCUAGCUUCUGAUGGAGCCAUGGUAGCCAGAGGCGAUCUUGGCGCACAAAUCCCACUAGAACAGGUUCCGUUGGCUCAACAAAAGAUUGUAGAAGUGUGCAGACAAUUAAACAAACCAGUAAUCGUUGCUUCUCAGCUGCUUGAAUCUAUGAUUGAGUACCCUACACCCACCAGAGCGGAAGUGGCAGAUGUUUCUGAAGCAGUGAGACAACGAGCUGAUGCUCUUAUGCUCUCUGGUGAGUCUGCCAUGGGUCAGUUUCCUGACAAGGCUUUGACCGUUUUGAGAAGUGUUAGUUUGAGAAUCGAGAAGUGGUGGAGGGAUGAGAAACGACAUGAAGUUAUGGAUCUCCCGGAUAUCGCUUCUUCUUUCUCUGAUAGUAUUUCUGAAGAGAUCUGCAAUUCUGCUGCCAAAAUGGCUAAUAACUUAGAGGUGGAUGCUCUCUUUGUCUACACAAAAGACGGACAUAUGGCAUCACUCCUCUCACGUAGUCGCCCUGACUGCCCCAUUUUUGCUUUCACAACAGAUACUUCUGUCAGAAGACGUUUAAAUCUACAAUGGGGCCUAAUACCAUUUCGCCUGGGCUUCUCAGAUGACAUGGAAAGCAACUUAAACAAAACCUUCUCACUGCUCAAAGCUCGAGGCAUGAUCAAAUCUGGUGAUCUUGUUAUUGCUGUAUCCGACAUGUUGCAGUCGAUUCAAGUUAUGAAUGUGCCAUAAGAAACACUUGUUUUCAGCCAAUUUACCGGGGCUCUUGAUGCUCUAUCUUGAUGCCAACAGUAUCAAGUAUUGUAUUCGUUUUUCAUAUGUGAGACUUUUUAUGGACUUCCUCCGUGUAUUGAGACUUGACGUUUUUGGAGAAAGCUGUAGUUUAUUACUCGUGGAUUGUAUAAUUUGAUGACUUCGGUUUUGGUUCAAUUGAAAAGGCUGUUUAUCUAAA